AACAAUCUUCGAGUUUGAACAACAACUUACAGAUAGAUCCUUAUGGUCUGGAUUUUAUUAUUCAUUUAGACAAUUACACACUUUUUGAUAUGUUUGCCUUUUUAAAGUAACAACACAGUUUGACAUAACUGUUGGCUGGUCGACAUGGAAAGGGGGGUACCAGAUUUUGCCCUGGGACCUAAAAGAGGCCAGGUAGGAAUGGAUAGAGCAAACGCCCCCGUGUAUUGUGUCUGCCGCAAACCAGACAUCAACUGUUUCAUGAUAGGUUGUGACAAUUGCAAUGAAUGGUUUCAUGGGGAUUGCAUCGGUAUAUCUGAGAAGAUGGCCAAGGCAAUUAGGGAAUGGUAUUGUGAAAAAUGUCGCAGCCAAAACGGCUCAUUGGAGAUCAAAUACCGCCAAAAGAAAAGAGACAAAGACACAGAGGACGACAAAAUGGUGAAACAACGUGGCGGUAGCACACCAGAUUUCAAACUAGACGGCCGACGCGGGUCCAGAGUGAAGCGAUCUGCCCGUAUGUGUGGGGAGUGUGAGCCGUGCCGACGCACGGAGGACUGUGCCUCGUGCGACUUCUGCAAGGACAUGAAGAAGUUUGGGGGACCCAACAAGAUCAGGCAGAAGUGCCGAUUCAGACAGUGUGAAGUCCGGGCCAGAAAAAUGCUGCGAGUGAAGGAGGAGGAGAGUAACAAUGCAAAGGACCGCGACUACUACUCGCGAGACAGUCAACUGUCUGAUGAUUUCAGUGAGACUGAGAUGGAGCUCUACAAGCACUAUAGGGCUGGAGAAUAUGAUGAGCACAACCCGGACUGGGGAAGUGAUGAGGAAGAGGGUCAGUAUCUUGACCCAUCCAUCCACAAGAGGGCUGUCAAGGUUAAACAUGUGAAGAGACGUGAGAAGAGGUCUGAGCGGAAGAAAGAGGACAGUAAAGUGCGGCGGCAUAAACAGAAACAGAAGCACCGCGACAAGGUGCGGCACAACGAGCGGCCAGAGCCGAAAGAUACCCCUGGGUUGCGGCAGUGCCUUGGACCUGGCUGUGUGGAAAUGGCAUGUCCCAACUCCAAAUACUGCUCCGAUGACUGUGGCAUGAAGCUAGCAGCCAACCGCAUCUAUGAGAUCCUCCCUCAGCGCAUCCAGCAGUGGCAGCAGAGCCCCUGCAUAGCUGAGGAGCAGGGCAAGAAGCUUCUGGAACGCAUCCGUCGCGACCAGCAGCAGGCCCGGCUGAGGCUCACCGACAUGGAGCGCCGCUUCCACGAGCUGGAGGGCAUCAUCGCCAAAGCUAAGCAGCACACUGUACAGGAGGACCAAGAGGUGAAUGAAGGGGAUGACGACACCGACCUUCAAAUCUUCUGUGUGUCAUGCAGUCACCCUGUUAAUCCAAAGGUGGCGCUACGACACAUGGAGAGGUGCUAUGCAAAAUAUGAAAGCCAAACAUCAUUUGGCUCGAUGUAUCCCACACGCAUUGAAGGAGCCACAAGGCUUUUCUGUGAUGUGUACAACCCACAGAGUAAAACCUAUUGUAAGAGGCUUCAGGUCCUGUGUCCAGAACACUCAAGGGACCCUAAAGUUCCAGCUGACGAGGUCUGUGGAUGUCCCCUUGUGCGUGACGUGUUUGAGCCAACCGGAGAUUACUGCAGGGUGUCCAAGCGCAAGUGCAACAAGCACUAUUGCUGGGAAAAGCUCAGAAGAGCAGAGGUUGACUUGGAGCGGGUGCGAGUGUGGUACAAGCUGGAUGAGCUGUUUGAACAGGAACGGAACGUUCGUACAGCGAUGACGAAUCGAGCAGGCCUACUAGCUCUCAUGUUGCACCAAACCAUUCAGCACGACCCCAUCACCACAGACCUACGCACUAACAAGGAGAGAUAACCUCAGGUUGUAACCUUGUGGAAGAUGUCCCAAGAAGAGUUGUGGAAUGGAUCGCCGUGCUUCUUUUAAACUCUCGAUUAACAUACUGGUUUUACUUUUUAGUUUGCAUCAACUUUAAAA
Molecule: messenger RNA, 1980 nt
Organism: Clupea harengus (Atlantic herring)
Lineage: Eukaryota; Metazoa; Chordata; Actinopteri; Clupeiformes; Clupeidae
Gene: cxxc1a
Product: CXXC finger protein 1a
Biological process (GO): positive regulation of DNA-templated transcription
Cellular component (GO): Set1C/COMPASS complex
Molecular function (GO): DNA binding; zinc ion binding
Source: RefSeq, a predicted model, not a curated record